Messenger RNA from Camelina sativa (false flax), 650 nucleotides. Its product is annotated as protein GOLVEN 9-like. Lineage: Eukaryota; Viridiplantae; Streptophyta; Magnoliopsida; Brassicales; Brassicaceae. The record is from RefSeq and is a predicted model, not a curated record.
ACUUCAGAACCAACUUCUACUAUAUAUAUGAGCUUCAUUCACAUCAGUUAAAAUCCUAACCACUUCCUUAAUAUUGACAAAGACAAAAGAGAUGAAGAACACAAAUGCUAAGUUAAUCACACUCUUUCUAGGGCUUCUCUUCCUCACGACGAUGGUGAAGUUGAACCUUCCUCAUGCGCUUCACGAUGUAGGUGGAUCCAAAUAUGAGGAUUUUGGUCUUAUAGUGAGCGGAAGUGAACAUCUCUUGAUGGGACGAAAGAUAAAAGGUUUAGAAUCAAUCAACUCUGAAACAAAGAAAAGAUCAAGAAAAGGCUUAGUCUCGACAGAUUCAGCAAAGGGAAUCGAUAAUCUAAUGAGAAGUGACUAUCCUUCACGUAUGAAAGGGAGGAAAAGGACUCCAAUUCAUAAUUGAUAUGGCAUAUCGUAUCGGGUAGUCUAAGAAACUUUUCGUUUUGGAUAACAGUUUAGUAUAUGCAUGUAAGAAGAUCCUAUAGGUCUACUACAUAAAUGUAUGUGUACAAAAAGUAAGAUUUUGCUAUUUUGUUUUUGUUUUUGUUUUGCUGCAACCAAUGUAUUCUUACUGAGGCUUAUAUUUUACAAAUGGUGACGUUAGUGCGUGCUUAGUGCGUGCGUGCUUCCAUUUCGAUGAA